Molecule: messenger RNA, 900 nt
Organism: Peniophora sp. CBMAI 1063
Lineage: Eukaryota; Fungi; Basidiomycota; Agaricomycetes; Russulales; Peniophoraceae
Source: the annotation of a GenBank genome assembly
AUGGAAGCCCCGAACUUUGCACCGAGCGAUACUUUGAACGUUGUCACUCGCUUACCUGGCUCGUCUUCUACACUCUUCCCUCACCACACACUGCCCGAGAACUCACCUACAUUUGGCACGGGCGAUGGAUGCGCUCUGCCUAUACAUUGGCGCAAUGAGCAUCCUGGGAUGUGGCCAUGGCUGCGCCCGGCUUACUGUUUGAUGUUCAAGUUUCUCUGUCUGAUUGCCGUAGGAGGUCCGGAUCUGAAACAGAAGUGGCGUGCAGUAAACUUAGAAGAUGGGCGCGAAUUUCAAGAGGAAAAGAACCGCAUUACGACGAUGGUUCUGACAACCAACAUAGUCGCCAGCCUUCUACUUGCAUCGACUGCAGCCCUUAUUUCUACCGAGCCACCAAGAGCGGACAUCAUCGACUACAAUAGCCGCGGCCCUUAUCUAUGCCUCUUGUGCUCUUUUGGCAUCAUUCUGGGCAGCAUCAUUGUUGGAUGCGCUGUUCUGUUCGUGUUAUCGACUGCGAACGCACAGUGGACACGCGAUACAAUCAUGAAGACUAGAGUACGCAUAUGGAUCAUGCUCCUACUCCUUGCGUACCCCUUUCUGUCAAUUGGCGUUGGUACAACUGUCAACUUCAUAGGAUUACUUGCGGCGGCUUGGUUGUCAGAGGAUCGCACCGUCAAUCUGGGCGGCGCAGCUUUACUUGCUGUGCCGGUGUCACUCAUGGUGUUCUUCGCGCUGAUAACGAGAGGACGUGCAGAGUCUACUUCAGGUUCAGAUACAGAUGCUGAAGCGAAUGCCCCAACUACCCUUGCGCCACCGCCACUUCAAACUGACCCCAAUCGCCAGGCUCCUGUAGUGAUAGCCAAUACUCUACCUCCCACUGUGACACGCUCCUUUACGGUAUGA